Molecule: messenger RNA, 819 nt
Organism: Ogataea parapolymorpha DL-1
Lineage: Eukaryota; Fungi; Ascomycota; Pichiomycetes; Pichiales; Pichiaceae
Exons: 1
Coding region: 1-819 (272 amino acids)
Biological process (GO): protein phosphorylation
Cellular component (GO): cytoplasm
Molecular function (GO): ATP binding; protein serine/threonine kinase activity
Source: RefSeq, a predicted model, not a curated record
AUGCCGUUGUUGUUUCCACGGCGGUACGGCCGUUCCGAGCGACAAUUGGGCUCCGGAACCACCGCCAGAGUGUAUUUGUAUGUCCACAAGGACGAACAGUUUGCAAUAAAGAAGAUCGCAAGGCGUGAAAGAGAGUCCAAAAAGGAAUAUUUAGACCGAGUAACUAAAGAAGUCCAUCUGCACCAAUCUCUUCCCAAACACCAUAAUCUCGUUGACUACGUCGAUUUCUUUGUCACAAGAGGCAAGCCGUACUAUGUGAUGGAAUAUCUGCCUGGUGAGCUUAGCAUUUCUCGAAAAGCGUUAGACGUCGAUUUUCAACUCUGUCUUUUCAAACAGUUAGCCUUGGCAGUGUUGUAUCUACAGGAGCAAAAUGUCAGCCAUCGAGAUUUGAAGCUGGCCAAUUGCAGACUUACACGUGAGGGUAUUUUAAAGCUCAUCGACUUUGGCUCGUCCAUACACGGAAAUGAAGGGGUUGGGGUGGUCGGCAGUAAAGGAAUGGUGGCCCCCGAGGUUUUGCGCGAUCUUCGUUACGAUUCCUUCAAGUCCGAUGUUUGGUCCUUGGGGGUGGUUUUUGUUGAGCUUCUUGGACACCGGACACGAUGGAAAGAGGCCGUCUGGUACGAUAAGGCCUUUCAAUUAUAUAGCAAAAGUCAGAGUGUUGAUGAUGUGUCAGACGAUCUUGCCGAAUUCCAGCACAUUGUGCUCCCAAUGCUGGAAAUCGAUCCCUUGCGACGCAUCACCAUGUCUGAGUUGGUUAGGCUUCCUGCUAUCGUGGAGGUCGAUCAUUGUCAUCCUGGUAAUAUUAUUCACAGCCACUAA